Molecule: messenger RNA, 1614 nt
Organism: Penicillium cosmopolitanum
Lineage: Eukaryota; Fungi; Ascomycota; Eurotiomycetes; Eurotiales; Aspergillaceae
Product: transcription factor TFIIIB subunit BDP1
Exons: 2
Coding region: 1-1614 (537 amino acids)
Biological process (GO): RNA polymerase III preinitiation complex assembly
Cellular component (GO): transcription factor TFIIIB complex
Molecular function (GO): TFIIIC-class transcription factor complex binding
Source: RefSeq, a predicted model, not a curated record
AUGGAGAAUCCCGUGCUAACGCUCUCUGUUAUAGACAAGUCGGGCAAAAAGUUCGCCCCAAAGGCGCCCGUUCGCCGCGGUGCGCCUGCGCCUGCGCCCACUGCACCUUCAAGACGACCCAGCGCAGUCCAACAGGCUCAAGCAGCCCAAGCAGCGCAAACUUUACAACAAGAACGCGAAACCAGAGGCUCUGUUGGCUCUGUUGCAGCUCCAUCUAUUACCUCUGCCUCUGUGGAGCCCGAACAACCGGCGAUCCCUGAAACCACCCCACCAGUUGCAGUUGCAGCUGCAGCUACACCUUCUCAAGAGCAUCAGCCAGCUCCCUCACAAUCCAAAACCGCAAUUCCUAUCCCCUUUUCAGAUGAUGCCAUAGCUCCACACGAACCUGCUUCACCCCGCUCGACUGUCGUCCAACCCUCCGCAGCCGCCUCUGCGCCCGCGCCCGUCCCUUCCUUCAACCCAGUCGAAUACCGGCCGACAAAGUAUGCAAAGAAAACCUCAGAGAUCACCAAGUCCCGGCAAAAGAGCCAGUCUCAAGUGAGUACGUCGGUUGGUCCCACCAUUGACGGGACUAGUGAGACACCGGGAGGGUCGUUGGCGCCGUCUACCCCCGAUCCGAGCCAGGCGGGGAAGAAAACCAAGAAACGACAACGAUCAAAGACCGGCGCGUCUGAUGCCGAGGGUACUGAAAAGGCAAAACGUGCUCGUCGAAAGCGUGAACCCACGCCGGACGAUGCGGAGACUGUGGAAAUUUUGCCCAACGUGAUGAAGAUGUCGGAGCUCUGCAAAGAUCUCAAGACCGGAAAAAAGUCAAAGCGAGAGGUCGAACUACGACGAUUGGAGCAGGUUGAAUUGGAAACCAAGCAAAAAGCGCAGGAGGAAGCAGCGUCAACCACCGGAACUCCCGUGAAGGCCAAAGCGCCAGAAGGGGAGCAGCCCUCCGAACCCGCCAAACCCGCUGCCGGCCCAGUCAUGCGUAUUGUCAACGGAGAGAUUGUUCUCGACACUGCGUCGCUGGAAGUUGAUCGUCACGCCGAUGCUGCCCGAGAAGCGGGCGAUCUAGAAGACGUGGUGGAGAACCAACUUACUCGCAAGGUCAACCAAGCGACCUAUGGCAAACGAUCCAAGACCGAAAGCUGGGACGAAGAAAUGACAGAUCUAUUCUACCGUGGCCUUCGCAUGUUUGGCACCGACUUCAUGGUUAUCAGCAACAUGUUUCCCGGCCGGUCUCGUCGACAGAUCAAGCUUAAAUUCAACAAUGAGGAGCGUCGCGACCCGCAAAGAAUCAAAGACACCCUUCUUGGCCCACGAGAGGUCAUCGAUAUAGAAGAAUACUCCGCAAUGACCAACCAGACCUAUGACGACCCCAAGCUCAUUCAACAGGAACUGGAUGAAGAAAAGAGAGUGAUUGAGGAGCAGCACGAGAAGGAAAAGCAGCUUCACGAAGAAAUGUUGCGCAAUCCGACUGGAGGUGGAGGUGAAGAGGAUUCCAAGGGCGACAAGGGCAAGGGCACUGCCAAAGGCAAGCGGAACAGCAGGAAACAAGCUGCCAAGAAUGCCGGUGGUGGUACCGAAGAAGUUCUGGGCUCUAUUGACGAGAUCCCGGCCUUUUAA